GGUGGAAGCUUGGGCAUACCACAGAUCAGGUCUCACUUGUCUGCAGGAAAGCAGGCGUCCUUUGGAGCCCCUUCCCCUGAGGCCACCAAUGGGAAAGCCCCCUGCUGCCGGCAUCCUGUGGGUCUGUCUGUUCUGCCAGUUUCUGUGGUUUUGUCCAUCUGUGCAGCCUUGUCCAGUGGGAGGCAGCGCCAUGACCAUCACCUUCAUGGUCCUUCUCUGCCUCGGACCGUGUCUGGGCCAGAUGACCCACGUGCAGGCAGAGACGCAGCUCACACCCAUCAUCUGGGCAGAGCCAGGCCCUGAGGUGGCCCAGGGGAAGCCUGUGAGCAUCUGGUGUCAGGGGUCUCAGCACGCUGACCAGUACUUCCUGUACCGGGAAGGGGUCUCAGAGCCCUUGAGAAGAGAGUUUCCCAUGGGACCCAGCAACAAGGCCAAGUUCCCAUUCCCACGCAUGACCUACCACCUUGCUGGGCGCUACUCCUGCUUGUAUCACCGACGAACACGCCGGUCCGUUCCCAGCAAGCCUCUAGACUUGGUGGUCACAGGAAUGUUCAACAAACCCAGCCUCUCGGCGCUCCCCAGCCCCAUCGUGACCUCAGGGGAGAGCGUGACCCUCCAGUGUGGCUCAUGGCAGGCAUUUGACUGGUUCGUUCUGUGUAGCGAAGGAGGUGAGGGCCACCCCAGACACUUGGACGCACAGCACCAAGCUGACGGGUGGUUCCAGGCGCUCUUCCCCGUGGACCCCGUGAGCCCAAGUCACAGGCCGACGUACAGGUGCUAUGGUUAUUUCUCGAACUCCCCCUAUGUGUGGUCCACCUCCAGCCUCAUUUUGGAGCUGCUGAUCUCAGGUGUGUCUAGGAAACCAUCCCUGUCAGUCUUGCCAGGGCCGGUGAUGGCCCCUGGACAGAACCUGACCCUCCAGUGUCGCUCUGAUGUCCGCUACGACAGAUUCGCUCUGUCCAAGGAGGGCGCAGGUGACCCUCCCCAGUACCUUGGCCGGCAGCUCCAGGGGGGGCUCUCUGGGGCUGACUUCGCCCUGGGCCCUGUGAGACCCUCCCUCGGGGGCCGGUACACGUGCUAUGGUAGACACAGCCUCUCCUCCGAGUGGUCGGCCCCCAGUGACCACUUGGACAUCCUGGUCGCAGUCCUGCCGCCGCAGGGGCCAGCUCCCACUCUGUCUGCCCGGCCGGGCCCCACUGUGGCCCCAGGAGAGAAUGUGACCCUGCGCUGUCAGAGCCCCAGCUUGUUUGAGGCGUUCCUUCUGUCCAAGGAGGGGGAAGCCGGGUCCCCCCUGCACCUCAGGUCUCAGCACCAAGAUGGAGUAUUUCAGGCGAACUUUCCCUUGCGCCCUGCGACUCUGGAUCACGGGGGGACUUACAGGUGCUACGGAUCACUGGGCAGCACCCCUUUCCUGCUGUCGCACCCCAGCGACCCCCUGGAGCUCGUGGUCACAGGGGCUGCUGUUACUAUCACCCCGUCCGUGCAGACUCCAGACUCCACGAGAGCCCCACUCCCAGAUCACACACUGGAGAAUCUCAUCCGAAUGGGUCUGUCCACACUGGUCCUGGUGGCGCUGGCGGUGUGGGUGUUUCAGGCGUGGCACAGCCAGAGAGGUUCCCACGGUGAAACUGAGAGGUAAUGUGAGGACGACGCUGCACACACUUUUUGGGGUUUGUAGAACCUUAGAACAGAACCUCACACACGCACAAGGCUGCGAUGACCCAGAAGAUUCUGAAAAGGUUCAUGAGCUGUGUGAACUCUGAGCUGAAGACAUAAAGGCAGCGAAGCUGUGUUGUCUGUGCGGGAGGCAAGGACCGAAGCUGGGAAUGCUCCCCGGAAGAGGCUUCUCCACCAGCCUUACCCCUCGCCUCGCUGUCUCCUUAGUGUCGGGCUUCUGUCAUUCCCCCACCCUGAUGACAUGAAGCUUCAUCCCACAGAACGUUUGUGUCCAUAACUCCACUCCCUUUUUUGUUCUGUUCCAACACUGUGUGUCGCAAAUGUCUUUUUUAUCACGUGCACGCCCCCCCCAUGUGAGUUUCCGGUCUGUGCCUCGGGCUCUAAGCGCAGAGACUCAGGUCAUGUGGUUGAGCAACUGCUUCGACAGACCGAAAUUUCUAUCCCGCCUGGAAGGUGCAAGCCCAGAAUGACAUCCCAGCACCCUCUCUGGAUUGUGCAGGCUUCUCUCUCUUCCCCAGGUGCUGCCUGCACGGCUCCUCCCCCCGCACAGGCACCUGGAAUCGGCACUCUCCUGCCUGAGCCUCCAGUGCUUCCUGGGUGGCUGGUGGCCAUGAUGGCUCCUUCUGAGCUGGGGUGCCAAUUAAAUGAGAUUGGGAAUUCCAAGAUGAUAGAUGUUUGUUGCUUGUUUUGAUUUCAGUGUUAAUUGCUGGAUGACAGGCAGCAUCUCACGUACUGCUGAGUGUGCAAAUUGCUCCAGCCAGUUUGGUAGCGGGUAGUGUGGAUUUUCUCGUUCGGGGAAAAGACAUGUAGCUAUGAUCAGGCAGUCUGACACCUGGCACUGUCCACUGCCUCAAAUUGGAGCAAAAGAGAUACUUUGUUGAUUCCAACAUGGCGGGUAUUUCUCAGCCAACAAGUCAUGACUGGAUAUGCUGUUGAGGCUCCAGAAUCCUGUGGGGCCACACUCGGGAUUGGUAAUCUGCACACUCUAUCCUUAAAAUGAAGGGCGCCUGGGUGGCUCAGUAGGUUAAAUGCCUGCCUUUGGCUCAGCUCAUGAUCUCAGGGUCUUGGGAUGGAGCCUCGCAUCGGGCUCCCUGCUCAGCGGGGACUCUGCUUCACCCUUUCCCUCUGUUUCUCUGCCCACUCGUGCACUCUAUCUCAUAGCUAGAUGGAAUAUUAAAAAAAAUCUUUAAUGGGAAGAAAUCAGAGAGGGAGACAAACCAUAAGAGACUCUGGACUCUG
This is a messenger RNA of Ailuropoda melanoleuca (giant panda), 2916 nucleotides long. Its product is annotated as leukocyte immunoglobulin-like receptor subfamily A member 2. The record is from RefSeq and is a predicted model, not a curated record. Gene Ontology annotation, cellular component: plasma membrane. The coding region runs from base 89 to 1639 and encodes 516 amino acids. The transcript has 8 exons. NCBI's taxonomy places the organism in Eukaryota, Metazoa, Chordata, Mammalia, Carnivora, Ursidae. Gene Ontology annotation, biological process: immune response-regulating signaling pathway.